Messenger RNA from Coregonus sp. 'balchen', 4000 nucleotides. The record is from the annotation of a GenBank genome assembly. Lineage: Eukaryota; Metazoa; Chordata; Actinopteri; Salmoniformes; Salmonidae.
AUGGGUAUCUCUCGUCAAACCAUAAAGCCUUCGCCUCGAAGAGCCAGCAGCGUCAGCCGCGCUGGGACGCCACACACGCCCCGACACGCCCGCCUCAACGCUGGACAGACGCGCACCGCCACACCCAUACGGACCGUUCAGAUCCGUCCAAUGCCGACGCGGACCACGCCGACACACACACACAGGCCGCAAACCCACGGCGCCCAGACGUUCGCAGCACACACCCACCUGAUGCCGCCACACACCGCCGGGCGCAGGUUUUCACGGGAAGACAGGAGACCGAGUUUGCAGGCUCACGCCACUGACCAUCACACUGGCUGCUCCUUCUACUGCUAUCUCUGCUACUGCUGCUACUGCUGCUGCCUCACGCUGCUUUCUUUCUCUCUCCUCCUCCUCCUCUCCCCUCCUCCCCGCACCACCACUCACACUGUCUCUCACUCCUCCUCCUCUUCUCUACCUGUUCCUCGAACUCCACCUUCCUCCGUCCCUUCCUCCCCAUCCUACCCUCCUCCAUCACCUCCAUCACCACCGGUUUCUCCCUUCUGUCCUGUGCCUCCUUGUAUCCUCCCCGCUCAUCAUUCCUUCCCUAUCCUCCACUCUUGUCCAUCUCCCUGUCCGCUCAACCUAUCAUGUCCUCUCUCUUCAAACUCUCCUGUAUUCCCCUCCACCUCUUCCCACCGCUCCCCUCCCCCCUCCUUUACUGCUACCCCUUCCACUCCUCCUCCUCCUCCUCUCUCCUCACCUCUCCUCCACCACCCUAACCUGUGCCGCCCACGGCCCUCGUCCUCCCAUCGCUCCCUCCCUUCUCUGCUGCUCUGCCCUCUUAGUUUCGGGGAUUCAGUAGGGGAUCUGUCCUCUGCUUCCACCCUGGAUCCCCUCCCCUCCGCUGGGCCGCUGGCCCGGCCACGCACCCUGCUGCGCCAGCAGAGUCUCCAGCAGCCUCUCAUCCACCAACCCGUCCCGAGCCUCCUCCUCACCCACCUCCCACCCACCUCCUCUCAGAGCCUGGGUCAGAUACACCAAGUGCCCCCGCCGGGGCCCGGCCAGCCAGGGGGAAGCGGGGGCAGUGGGGGCAGUGGGGGAGGAGGUGGAGGAACGCAAAGAGGCCCCAGGGGGGUGCGAGGGAGCCUGGCGGGGACAGGCGCCUCACGGUACAGGGGAGGAGGAGGAGGAAGAGGAGGAGGAGGUCGUGGUAACCCUGGGUCCUGGGAUCACAUGAUGGGCCAAUUGAAAAACAGAGGCCUGGAUGCCAAGUCCUUCCUGUGAGUCACUCUGUUUCUUCUUUUCCCUCUGUCUGGGUUGGUAACCGUCUCUGUCUGGGUUGGUAACUGUCUCUGUCUGGGUUGGUAACUGUCUCUGUCUGGCUUGGUUGGUAACUGUCUCUGUCUGGGUUGGUAACCGUCUCUGUCUGGGUUGGUAACUGUCUCUGUCUGGGUUGGUAACCGUCUCUGUCUGGGUUGGUAACCGUCUCUGUCUGGGUUGGUAACCGUCUCUGUCUGGGUUGGUAACCUUCUCUGUCUGGGUUGGUAACUGUCUCUGUCUGGGUUGGUAACUGUCUCUGUCUGGGUUGGUUGGUAACUGUCUCUGUCUGGGUUGGUUGUUAACUGUCUCUGGGUUGGUUGGUUGUUAACUGUUUCUGGGUUGGUUGGUUGUUAACUGUCUCUGGGUUGGUUGGUUGUUAACUGUCUCUGGGUUGGUUGGUUGUUAACUGUUUCUCGGUUGGUUGGUUGUUAACUGUCUCUGGGUUGGUUGGUUGUUAACUGUCUCUGGGUUGGUUGGUUGUUAACUGUCUCUGGGUUGGUUGUUAACUGUCUCUGGGUUGGUUUUUAACUGUCUCUGGGUUGGUUGUUAACUGUCUCUGGGUUGGUUGGUUGUUAAUUGUCUCUGGGUUGGUUGGUUGUUAACUGUCUCUGGGUUGGUUGUUAACUGUCUCUGGGUUGGUUGUUAACUGUCUCUGGGUUGGUUGGUUGUUAAUUGUCUCUGGGUUGGUUGGUAACUGUCUCUGGGUUGGUUGGUAACUGUCUCUGGGUUGGUUGGUAACUGUCUCUGGGUUGGUUGGUAACUGUCUCUGGGUUGGUUGUUAACUGUCUCUGGGUUGGUUGGUUGUUAAUUGUCUCUGGGUUGGUUGGUAACUGUCUCUGGGUUAAUUGGUAACUGUCUCUGGGUUGGUUGGUAACUGUCUCUGGGUUGGUUGGUAACUGUCUCUGGGUUGGUUUUUAACUGUCUCUGGGUUGGUUGUUAACUGUCUCUGGGUUGGUUGGUUGUUAAUUGUCUCUGGGUUGGUUGGUAACUGUCUCUGGGUUGGUUGGUAACUGUCUCUGGGUUGGUUGGUAACUGUCUCUGGGUUGGUUGGUAACUGUCUCUGGGUUGGUUGGUUGUUAAUUGUCUCUGGGUUGGUUGGUAACUGUCUCUGGGUUGGUUGGUAACUGUCUCUGGGUUGGUUGUUAACUGUCUCUGGGUUGGUUGGUAACUGUCUCUGGGUUGGUUGGUAACUGUCUCUGGGUUGGUUGGUAACUGUUUCUGGGUUGGUUGGUAACUGUCUGGGGUCUUUUCCCUCUGGUGUUCUGUCCCAAAUGGAACCCUGUUCCCUGUAUAGAGCACUACUUUAGACCAGAGCUCUGUGGCCCUAUAUAGGGAAUAGGGUCCCACUGGGGAUGUAGAUAUUGUCUCUGCUGUUGUCACCUCACGGCUCCUGCUUCCUCCACUGUCUGAGUUGCUGUGCUCUCUAUGGGAUGUGAUCCUCCUCAAUUCUUCUCACAUCAUGUCUUUAAAACACAACUCUCUGACACAAACCAUUUGUCUCUAUCUGGGUUGUGUAAAGUUGUCCUGUCACAUCUCUCAGUGUAAAGCACCGUCUUGCCUAUCUGGAUAUAGCACUGCUCUUCUCCUCCUUUCCGUUUCGAUGUAGUGAUCUUUGACUGUCUGUUGCCAUGUCCUCUUUAGGCACUGACAGUAUUUUAGAUGAUUUAGAUAUUCUUGUCUUCUCUACGUGGUGUUGAGUUUGUGCUGGUGACACCCAGGGAAGGAUGUUACUUGACAUCGUGUAUCAUGACAUUGUGUGUGUGUGUGUUUGUGUGUUUGUGUGUGUGUGUGUGUGUAUGUGUGUUUGUGUGUGUGUGUGUGUGUGUGUGUGUGUGUGUGUGUGUGUAUGUGUGUGUGUGUGUGUGUGUGUAUGUGUGUGUGUGUGUGUGUGUGUGUGUGUGUGUGGUGUGUGUGUGUGUGUGUGUGUGUGUGUGUGUGUGUGUGUGUGUGUGUGUGUGUGUGUGUGUGCGCACAAUGUGACAGUUUUAUACUUAUAGAGUCUGAAACACCAUCUAAGACAGGGUUCUUCAAUUCCGGUCCUGGAGGGCCGAAACACCUCUGUUUUUCAUCCUCUCCUUCUAAUCAGGGGCUUUUUUUUUCAUACUGGCCGCCCAUGGGAAUCAAACCCACAACCCUGGCGUUGCAUGUGCCAUGCUCUACCAACUGAGCUACAUGGUGCCAAAUACUGACUGAGGACUAAACUUAAGGGAGGGACAUAUAAAGGGGAGGUAAUGAGGAAGGUAAUGGAGUCCAGGUGUGAAUCAUAAUGAUCUGCAGGUGCGCGUAUUGAUGGAUGCCAGGUGUGCAUAAUGAUAUAUCUCAGGACCGAUGGUUAGUAUUCCGGUGAAGUCGCAUGCCGGAGGGGAAAAACAGGAGUAGACGUGACAGUUAUAUAUAGAUGUUAACAUCCUGAUAUAGUUGAUAACGUCCUGAUAUAGAUGUUAAUGUCCUGAUAUAGAUGAUAACGUCCUGAUAUAGAUGUUAAUGUCCUGACAUAGAUGAUAACGUCCUGAUAUAGCUGAUAGCGUCCUGAUAUAGCUGUUAAUGUCCUGAUAUAGAUGAUAAAGUCCUGAUAUAGAUGUUAACAUCCUGAUAUAGAUGUUAAUGUCCUGAUAUAGAUGAUAACGUCCUGAUAUAGAUGUUAACGUCCUGAUAUAGAUGUUAAUGUCCUGAUAGAGAUGAUAACAUCCUGAUAUAG